Molecule: messenger RNA, 767 nt
Organism: Capsella rubella
Lineage: Eukaryota; Viridiplantae; Streptophyta; Magnoliopsida; Brassicales; Brassicaceae
Product: ubiquitin-conjugating enzyme E2 11-like
Exons: 5
Coding region: 96-545 (149 amino acids)
Biological process (GO): protein polyubiquitination
Cellular component (GO): nucleus
Molecular function (GO): ubiquitin conjugating enzyme activity
Source: RefSeq, a predicted model, not a curated record
CUCUCUUGCUCGCUAGCUGCUGCACUCCAUAUUUUUAGUUUCUUUUCUCUCGUGAAAGAAGGCUCUCCAGUUGUGGUUUUUGUGUGUCCGAAAGCAUGGCUCCAAUCCCUCGGAUUUCUAGGGAGCUCAGGGAUAUGCAAAGAGAUCCUCCUACAAACUGUAGCGCAGGUCCUGUGGAUGGGGACAUGUUCCAUUGGCAAGCAACUAUCAUGGGACCCCCUGACAGUCCGUUUGCCGGAGGAGUAUUUUCGGUCAACAUUCAAUUUCCUCCAGAUUACCCUUUCAAGCCACCCAAGGUGUCUUUCAAGACUAAGGUGUACCACCCGAACAUCAACAGCACUGGAGGCAUUUGCCUUGAUAUCCUCAAAGAGCAAUGGAGUCCUGCUCUUACCAUAUCCAAGGUUUUGUUGUCGAUUUGCUCGCUGCUGACUGACCCGAAUCCAGAUGAUCCUCUUGUCCCGGAGAUAGCCCAUAUAUACAAGGUCGAUAGACCCAAGUAUGAGUCAACUGCGCGAAGCUGGACACAGAAGUACGCCAUGGGAUGAUGAUGAUGAUGAUACGACAAAGCUUUUUAUCUCGACAAGCCAAAAUAUAACUCUGUUGUUUUGCAUGGAAAUGGGAAUUUGAAGGGAAAUAAGCAAAACGAUUAUACGAUACGAUAUCAUAAUCGAAUAGAGUCUUAUGCCUCAUCAUCAUCAUCAUCUUACUCCUUCUUUGAAGUCUGAGCAAUUUCUUUAUUAUUCUUAAAUAAAACGUAUUUUUAAGUU